Molecule: messenger RNA, 4860 nt
Organism: Neltuma alba
Lineage: Eukaryota; Viridiplantae; Streptophyta; Magnoliopsida; Fabales; Fabaceae
Biological process (GO): DNA integration
Molecular function (GO): nucleic acid binding
Source: RefSeq, a predicted model, not a curated record
AUGUCUGGGGAAUCCUUAUAUGAGUAUUAUGAGCGCUUUAAGGCAUUGUUAUCCAGUUGUCCUCACCACCAAAUUUCAGAUACAUUGUUGAUUCAAUAUUUUCAUGAAGGGCUCUUGCCUCUUGAGAGAGAUUUACUAGAUUCUGCUGCUGGAGGUGCUCUUCUUGACUUGACUGUUGAAGCUGCUUGGAGAUUGAUUGAAAAGAAAGCUGAAAAUACCCAACAGUUUGGUACUAGGCAGCAAGCUAGAGUAAAUGAAGUUGGAUUGCAUUCAUCUUAUUCUGAGUCUCGCCUUGAGAGCAAAAUUGAUAAGUUAACAUCUGCUAUGGAGAAAAUGGUUGUAUUUCAGAUGAAAAACUCCCAAAAUAUGGCUCCUUCUGUGGGAUCUUCCUCUGCUUUCAUCCCACAAGCUGACUCUACAGCUCUAAUUGGGCCACUUUGCUCUAUUUGCUCUCUAGCUACUCACACCACUGACUCUUGCCCUUACCUAAAUGAUGGAGUUGACUCGUGUAAUGCAGUAUACCACACUAAGCCUAUGACUCAAGGUGGCCAGAAAUAUGAUCCUUACUCAAAUACAUACAACCCUGGAUGGCGUGACCAUCCAAAUCUCAGAUAUGGGAGUGGCCAGCCUCAACAAUCACAGUUCAAUCAAGGCAUAAACUCUUCUGGUGGUAAAAUGUUCCAACAAGUUAGGCAAACUAUGCCCAAUCAAGAUGAGAGUUCAAAGUUAGAAGGCAUGAUGAAACUCCUGAUGGAUAAGUUUGAACAAAAGGAUUUGCAACAUAGCCAAGAAAUUCAGAAUCUUCAAACUCAAAUUGGGCAGUUAUCUAAUGCAUUUAGUAACAUGCAAAGUCAAGGCUCAGGGAAGUUGCCAUCUCAAGUAGUAGUUAACCCUAAUGUUGGCACCCAGCAGAAUCCUAACAUUGGUGGAGUUAAUGCUAUAUCUCUUAGAAGCGGAAAUUCAAUUACCUCUGCAGAUCCUGUCACUACCCAUGCUUCAACGGACAAGGAAGCUAUCAUUAAAGAUUCUCCCCCUGCUUCCACAUCGCAUAAUAAGUCCACUUUAUCAACACCACAUGUGGCAUUGCAAGAAGAGCAAGAAAAAGAUGGGGAAGGGAAGAAAGUGAGCGAGCAAGUCUUACCUUUUCCUACAGGGGUGAUUAAGGCUGAAAGGAGAAAGAAAGAAGCUGAGAUGUUCAAAGAAGUUUAUGAUAUCUUCAAAAAGGUGGUGAUCAAUGUUCCAUUAGUUGAUCUAGUUGCACAAGUGCCUAAGUAUGCGAAGUUUUUGAAGGAGUUGUGUACCACCAAGAGAAGGCUUAAGCAUGAUGGCAAAGUUGACUUAGGGGCGGUUGUCUCCUCUCUUUAUCAAAUGCCAAUGCCAGUGAAGUGCAAGGAUCCUGGUAGCUUUCUCAUACCGUGCACCAUUGGUAACAUUGAGUUUUCAGAUGCUCUAGCAGAUCUAGGAGCGGCUAUCAAUGUCAUGCCAAAAUCAGUUUUUGCUCAACUUCAAGGUGUGGAUCUUAAGCCUACAAAUCUAAUCGCUUCUCUUGCUGACAGACGCUGUGUAGUUCCAGAAGGAGUCUUGGAGGAUGUCUUGGUGAAGGUAAAAGAUCUCAUAUUUCCUGCAGACUUCUAUGUUCUUGAUAUGGAUGAUGCUAGAUUUAGGCAAAAGGGACAUUCAUCUUUGAUUUUGGGUAGGCCAUUUCUUAAGACUGCUAGGGCUAUGAUAGAUGUGCAUGCUGGUACUCUUACUAUGGAAUUUGCUGGUAAAAUCAUUAGAUUUGAUGUGCUUGACUCUAUGAGACAUCCACCUGAUAGUUGUGCUGAGAUUGAUGUUAGUUUUGUUGACAUUAUUACUGAUGAUGCUGUCAUAGAUUUUAGAGAUAGUAUGAUAAGUAGAUCAUGUGAUAUUGUUGGCUUAGAUGAUUCUAUCUCUUGUUCAUGUUCUGAAAUUGGUAGUUGUGAUACUUGUACUGGUAUAGAUGCUGCUGAUAUUGAUGUUUUCACUGAUUUCAUUGAGAUUGUUAGACAUUCUAGUUUUGAUUCUUCUGCACCUGUCCAUAGACUUGGCACUUUCAGUGAUUCCUCAUCUAGUACUUCUGUUGAUUCACAUGGACUCUCUCAGUUACUUAGUGUGAUUGAUGCUAUAGAUGCAACUGAUUCAUCUACAUUACCUGACUCUGAGCUGUUAGUUAACAUUGAUCAUGUCCCUGAUAUAGAGGUCUCUGAUUUUGAUCCCGAUGUUGCUUCUGACAUGAGUGCUACUGAUGGCACUUCUUUCAUGAAUUGUGGUGUAUUAUCUGAUUCUUCUGUUGUUACUGUUCCUGCUAAUGAUUCCCAAGUUGGGAAAGUCUGCUCUUUUGCUUGUGAGUCUUCAAUGCAGGUUUCUAGUUUGACUAACAUUGAUUUGAAGCCCCUCGUGCCCUCAAUUGAGCAAGCUCCUUCUUUAGAGCUAAAGCCACUUCCUGAUUCGCUGAAAUAUGCCUAUUUGGGGGAAGAUGAGACAUUGCCAGUGAUUCUAGCUAGCGACAUAGCUGUUGAUGAAGAAAUUCGCCUCCUGGAGGUGCUGAAAAGAAGGAUGAAAGCUAUUGGAUGGACUCUUGCUGAUAUUCCUGGAAUUAGCCCUAAUGUGUGCAUGCACCGGAUUUUGUUAGAUAGUGCCAAAGCUGUGCGUCAGCCACAGAGGCGACUCAACCCAUUGAUUCUUGAUGUGGUAAAGAAAGAGGUUUCUAAACUUCUUUCUGCAGGUAUAAUCUAUCCCAUUUCUGAUAGCCAGUGGGUUAGUCCGGUUCAGGUAGUUCCGAAAAAGACUGGUAUUACUGUUAUUCGUAAUGAUGAAGGUGAGCUUGUUCCAACUAGAGUCCAGAAUAGCUGGAGGGUUGAUAAAGCCAAAAUUGAUAUUAUUUCAUCUCUUCCAUAUCCCUCUUGUGUGAAAGAUGUGCGCUCUUUUCUUGGACAUGCUGGAUUUUACAGGCGAUUCAUUCAGGACUUUAGUAAAAUUGCAUUACCAUUAUCUCGUUUACUGCAGAAAGAUGUGGGCUUUGUUUUUGAUGAUGCUUGUAGGUGUGCUUGGGAUGAGUUGAAAAAGCGACUCACUACACCUCCUAUCAUUCAGCCACCUAAUUGGAGCCUUCCCUUUGAGCUCUUGUGUGAUGCUUCUGAUUAUGCAUUGGGUGCAGUUCUUGCUCAGAGAAUAGAAAAGCGGCAACAUAUCAUAGCAUAUGCAUCACGGACACUGGAUGCCACCCAGGCUAAUUACACAACCACAGAGAAAGAGCUAUUUGCAAUUGUGUUUGGGCUUGAGAAAUUUCGUUCUUACAUCCUCCACACAAAAGUGACUGUCUUUACAGAUCAUUCGGCUAUCAAGUACUUGUUCAAGAAGCCAGACUCCAAACCCCGCUUGAUUAGAUGGGUAAUGCUGAUACAGGAGUUUGAUGUGGAGAUCCGUGAUAAGAGCGGUGCAGAGAACAUGGUAGCUGAUCACUUGAGUAGGAUUGAGACUCCUGUGGUAACAUCUUCUUUACCCUUAGAUGAUUUUCCUGAUAAUAGACUUUGUGGAGUUGAUAUGACUGUUCCGUGGUAUGCUGACAUUGCUAAUUAUCUGGCUGCAUCUGUUUUACCAACUGAUAUGAAUAAGCAUCAAUUAAACAAGUUUAAGAGUGAUGCUAGGUUCUAUAUAUGGGAUGAUCCCUACUUGUGGCACAUUUGCAAUGAUCAGGUUAUUAGGCGAUGCACUGAUAGUGAAUUUGAAUCUGUGUUGACAUUUUGCCACACCCUUGCUUGUGGAGGGCACUUUAGUGCUAAGCGUACUGCUAGGAAGGUUUUAGAAAGUGGGUUAUUCUGGCCCACUCUAUUCCAUGAUGCCCACGAGUUUUGUAAGAAGUGUUCUAGGUGCCAAUUUGUUGGCAAUAUUUCCAGGAAGCAUGAGAUGCCUCAACAGCCACUGUUGUUCUGUGAAGUCUUUGACGUUUGGGGUAUUGAUUUCAUGGGACCUUUUCCUACUUCAUUUGGUUAUGUUUACAUUCUGCUUGCUGUGGAUUAUGUCUCUAAGUGGGUUGAGGCAAUCCCCACUCGUACUAAUGACUCUUCUGUAGUGGUUUCUUUUGUCAGGUCUCACAUCUUCUGCAGGUUUGGAAUCCCAAGAGCUAUCAUUAGUGAUCAGGGUACUCAUUUUUGCAACCGAAGUAUGCAGAGCUUACUGAGCAAGUAUGGUGUGAUGCAUAAGGUGGCUACUCCAUACCACCCUCAGACAAACGGUCAAGCAGAACUCUCAAACAGAGAAAUUAAGCUCAUUCUUGAAAAGACAGUGCAACCUAACAGAAAGGAUUGGAGCAAGAGGCUGGAUGAUGCACUCUGGGCAUAUCGUACAGCAUAUAAAAGCCCAAUUGGAAUGUCCCCAUAUCGAAUUGUCUUUGGUAAGGCUUGUCAUCUGCCAGUAGAGGUGGAGCACAAGGCAUAUUGGGGCAUCAAAAGCUGUAGCCUUGAUCUUGCUAGUGCUGGUGUUGAAAGAAAGUUACAAUUGCAAGAACUUGAAGAGCUUAGGAGAGAAGCCUAUGAGAAUGCUCGGAUCUACAAGGAAAGGACCAAGGCUAUCCAUGAUAAGCUCAUCUUAAGACGGGAGUUUCACGUGGGCCAAAAAGUUCUACUUUAUGUCUCUAGACUUAAAUUCAUGCCUGGUAAGCUCCGUUCUAGAUGGGAGGGACCUUUUAUUGUUACUACUGUUUUUCCCUAUGGUGCUGUAGAGAUUAAGAGAGAGCCAACUGGAAGAUGCUUUACAGUCAAUGGUCAUCGCUUGAAGCCCUACUAUGAGGGGUUCUCUACCCAAGAUGUAGAGGUUAUCACACUACGAGACGCCAUGUAG